UAUGUGAAAACGCCCUCUGCAAUACCACCGAUUUGGAACGUGGCUUAACAGUUACUUUGAAGACCGAACAUCGUUUGUCGUUUAAUAAUAGUGCAUGAUUAUUAAACUUUAUUUGAACUCAUGUCAAAGAAGGACGUGGCAGAAGAAAAACACCGGCAAUUAGCUUCGUUCAUGAGAAGAGUGCUGGAUGAUUUUUGCAAAAUUAGAGGAAGAGAAAAGAAAUAUUUUCAUGUACCUUUCUGGGACGUUGUAGCCAUUACAACUGCUGAUGAAGAACAGAAGAGAGCAUUUGAAGAACAAAUUAAAAGAAAGUGUUCCAGUCAUGACCUUCCAUUAGGCAUACCGUUCCAUGUAUUUGCAGAUCCGCCAGGACUAAAAAUUGGAUGUGGAAACUCAACAUUUCUUGCACUUGUUGAACUGCUGGACAUAUAUGGAGACAGACUCUACACUCUGAGAAUUUUGUUGAUUCAUGCUGGUGGACUUAGUCAACGACUUCCUAGUUUAUCCAUCUUAGGCAAACUAUUUUCUCCCAUUCCAACAGGCCAUUCCUUGUUUCAGAUGUUGGACCUAAAGCUUGCUAUGUACAUGCCAUUUCUUAGAAAGAUGCAAUCUGGUGUAUUUGUCACAUGCUCUGAUGAUAUCAUUACGUAUAAUCUAGGGGAAGAAUAUGAAAAUGAACCUGCAUGGUCGUUUACAAAGCCCGGAUUCACUGCUCUUGCACACCCAUCAAAUCUUAACAUUGGUACAAAGCACGGAGUCUAUGUCCUGCCUCCUUUGGAAUUCACUUCUAAAACAUGCUUUCUCAGUUCUUGCAGUCUAGUUCUGCAGAAACCCACAGAGGCAGUAAUGAGAGAGAAAGGUGCUGUGGUUACCAUAUCCACUCCAGAGGGUGAUGAAGAUAUUGUAUACAGUGAUAGUGCUUUCUUCUUUUCCACUGAAGUAACAAAGAAAAUGAUAGACUUCUGUAGGGCAAACAAAUCUUUUAGUUGUGAAAUUGAUGCCUAUGGAGAUUUCCUUCAGGCAUUGGGUUCAUGUGCUGUUCCAGAUUACAUUUACAACUCUUCCACUGUAGUUGAUUCAACUGAGGAGCUAGUUACGGCUCGUCAAAGGAUCUUUCAUUUAUUACAAGGUUGUGACUUGAAUAUUGUUGUAUUACAGCAAUCAAAAUUCUAUCAUAUGGGGACAAUGACAGAGUAUGUUGAGAAUCUCUGUGCCAAUUCCAGUUUUGCUAGAGAACUACAGCUUUCAAAAUUUGCUGAUUCUGCUUUUUGUGGUCCUUGUGCUGGAGAACUUAUGAUUAAUGGUACUGUUAUUCAUUCUCUUAUAAACAGGAGUUCUCAAGUAAGUAAAAAUUCAGUUGUAGAAUAUUGUGAUUUCCGAGUACCAACAUAUGUUUCAGAAAACUGUAUCGUGAGUAACUGCAGAACAGAAAGCCUUGUAUCUGGUGAAAGUUUCAUUAAAGUUCCCUCAUGUAUUUUGCUUCAUACAGUGGCAGUUACUAUCAGUGGUCAUCAUGGUUAUGUUACUGUUGCAUUUAAUUUUCAUGAUGAUAUUAAGAAAAAAUAUCCAUGGGAUGACAGAGGUAAAGUAAUAUUUUUAAACAAAAGACUAGAAGACAUCCCAGCUUCACUGUUGGGAGUAAAUAUCUUGAAGGAUUGUUUUGAUUCUAAAGACAAGUUGUGUUCUUUGUGGGAUGGUAAACUGUUUGAAGUUUGUUCUACCAUGGAAGAAUCAUUUGGAGAGACUCUUCAAAUGGUUAAUGCAAUAAUGGGAUGCCUUGAUACCAGUAACACCCUCAAUAUAACAUCGAGAAAAAAUCCCAAGCUGUCCAUGGUUGAAAUUCUAAAAUACAAAAACAUAACUGCAAUGCUAGAUUUUCGUCAGAAAUUACAUGAAGAAAUUUUGAAGUUUGACUCCACAAGUUAGUGGCUUAACCUGAAGUAUUUCUUGCUAACUUUUGAAACAAUAUAAAUUCUUGGUUUUCAUUACAUCAGAUAAAGCAUGUGAGAUAUUUGAGAUUUUGAAUGUUUAAUUCAUCUAUGUUUUAUUAAAUUUUAUUUGUCUGUUUGUAUUUACUAAAUAUAUUAAUGUAAUGUUAAAGUGUUAUAAAUAAACUUUAAUCGUGAAAUUAGUUUUUCGAAGGUCCAAUACAAUUAUAUGAUAAAAGUAAAUAAUCUACAAUAUAGAUUUUAAUUAAUAAAAGUGUAUUCUUCUUGUUAUUUUAAUGUCAGUUUUGUAAAAAUUACAUUAAAUAUACAUAUUAUUAUGUUUCUUAUAGUUUUUGAAAUAAUAUUCAAUUCCAAGUUUUUGCUUGAAGAGUUAUAUUUCUUAAAUGGGGAAAUAAUCACCUGAACUUACUAAACUCUACUAUGAUGAACUGGAAGCCUGUGUUUUACAAAAAUUGUCUUGUUUUUCAAAGAUUCAGUUUGUGUAGGUGUUUUAACAACUAAAGGGAAAAUGAUAAUUAUUUAAUCACUAGAUAUUCCUGUGUUUGAUAUUAAAUUAAUUGUGCUGCCAAAUCCAUAAGCUAUUUGAUUAAAAGAGUACAGGAAACAAUUAAGUUUGUUUGGAAUAUGCCAAAUGAAUUUGAAGAAGAAUCCUGUGCAGUAAAUUUUAAGAACGUGAUUUAAGAAGGUUAAUCUCAGAAUGUUUUGAAAGCUUUGAAAUAUUCUUGGAUAAGAAGCGUUUAUUAAUAAUUACACUUAGAUUUAUUUUAUUUGUUAUGAACUAAUGGAUAUACAAACAUAUAUCUUAAACUGUGGAACAUCCUAUAAAUUAUUGGAGAUAAUUAAUUAAGAAUAUUUUUUGUAUUGAUAUGUUCAAGUCCAUUAUUGACAUGGAGCCUGUAAAGUUUUAUAUUCCAACUCAGAAACUUGUGUAAAAAAAUCAUCAAUUAACCAAAAACUGUUGAGAUGUUGAUGAAAGAUUAUUAAACAAAGCUUUCUUUUCUGAAAUAAUAGUGUUACAAAUGAAAAGUUACAAACAAUACACAGUAAAAUGGCUUUAUGGAUGGUUUAGUAAAAUUAAAAGUUGCAAACAGUACACAGUAAAUGCCUUUAUAGAUGGUUUAAUGUAAUUAAAACUUGCAAACAAUAUAUGGAAAAAUGCCUUAAUGGAUGAUGUUAAAUGGAAAGUACAUCUUUUAUAGACUGUUGGAAACUUAGUUUAUAAAUCUGUUUCAGAGUGUGAUUUUAUUUAUUAUUUCUUUAAAUCCAUUUUAUAUAAUUCCUUGUGAGAAGUAUGAUACAAACAAGCUGCUUUUUUCUCACAAAAAUCUGAAUAUUAUAGAAAAAUGUUAUUAUGACAUUUUUCCCUGCUUUGGCAUUAUGCUUUAUGUCUGAAGCACAAGUAAAUGUAAUAUUGUCAGUAUAAUAUGCUUGAGAUUUAGAAAUUGUACUUUUUAUUAACUAAAUACACAACCACAGGCUCCUGUUUACCACAGUAUUGUGACAUAUUCAGAAUUGUUUUUACUGUUAGUUAAAGUGCAUCACGCGAAGAAAUAUUCAGUUAACACUUAAGCCAAUUAUUUGUCAGUUUAAUGUUUGAUAAUAUUUAUUGGUAUCGCAAUAUGUUUAAUAAUUGUUCAGGUUAUUUUGUUGAGUAAUAUAUAUUUUUAAUCUUUAAAACUUAUAAUCAUACAUAUAAUAAUCAUUCAGUACUGUAUAUUCAUGUACUUGUAUCUUUGUAAUGAUUCAUUAAGUUUAAAAAGUUACAUCUGGAUGAAAGUAGUAAAGUUAAAGUAUGAAACAUCAUUAACAUACAAACUGUAUUGCUGGGAUAUAGUGUAAAGUUAUUGUUUGUCUACUGCAUAACACACUGGCUUUUCAUGAUGCUUUUCAUAGGGUUGUUUUUUUAUGUAACACUUGCAUUUAUGCUUGAUUUUUUGGGGUUAUAGAAAAUUAACACUUCAUGGAUAUUUCAGUUGUUGGUAUAAAUUAGUUUCUAGAAAAUGGAAAUAAAAAGUUUCCUCUUGCAAAUUUAUGUAAGACACUUUUUUUUUGGCAGAACCAAUUUUGAUAUUACAAUAUUUUAUGUCUGUAACAUCCCAGAUGGAGAACAAUAAAUGUAAAAUACAAAUUGACUUUCAUAUCAGUUGAAAGUGUUUUAUGUAAGACUUUACAAUAUAUUAGAAAAUCAGUACUUUAAGCUAAACAUGGUUUAUUUACUGACAUGUAUCAGGAACCAUGUUUAAAAGGUGUGGAUACAAGCUUACUGAAGUGAUGAACAAUUAAGAAUAUUUUCAGAUCCCCCCAUUCUUCAGCAGUUGACCUUGAUCUAUAUAACUGACAAUCACCCCAAAAAAUUCUGUGGAACUCCAAGGGGAUAUUUCAGUACAC
Molecule: messenger RNA, 4337 nt
Organism: Limulus polyphemus (Atlantic horseshoe crab)
Lineage: Eukaryota; Metazoa; Arthropoda; Merostomata; Xiphosura; Limulidae
Product: fucose-1-phosphate guanylyltransferase-like
Exons: 5
Coding region: 121-1926 (601 amino acids)
Molecular function (GO): transferase activity, transferring phosphorus-containing groups
Source: RefSeq, a predicted model, not a curated record